Molecule: messenger RNA, 237 nt
Organism: Striga hermonthica
Lineage: Eukaryota; Viridiplantae; Streptophyta; Magnoliopsida; Lamiales; Orobanchaceae
Source: the annotation of a GenBank genome assembly
AUGUGGCAUGCCGUCUCUUCAUGGACAUGGGAUGCUCAAGACGAGACAUGUGGAAUUUGUCGGAUGGCUUUUGAUGGUUGUUGUCCUGACUGUAAACUCCCAGGAGAUGAUUGUCCCCUAAUCUGGGGAGCUUGCAACCACGCGUUCCAUCUUCACUGCAUCUUGAAGUGGGUGAAUUCGCAGACUCCUCAAGCACACUGUCCCAUGUGUCGUAGGGAGUGGCAAUUCAAAGGCUAA